ACGUCACUUUAAUCAAAUCGAGAUUGCUCACAAAGGCUACACUCUUGAUCAUAAAACAAUGGAAGGCAUGCGCACUUGUUACUUGUGUGACAUUCAUAGUGGAGUUCCACAGAACUUGUUUACCCUGACGGUGCUUCUUUGGAAAUGGUUGAACCUGCACGCAACGUCACCGUCAGGAAUGCUUUAAGAGCUCCCCGAGCGAGGCAAUCCUCAGUCAACCCAGCAGGAAAGCAGUCAAUCCUACCAAUCCUCAAAGUUGUCUGGCUUAUAGAGACUCUGUGCUACAUCCUCUCUCCACCAUUCAGCCACCAUGUUCAUCACCGAAGAGCUCGAGUGUGUCGUGUGCUGCUACGAUUACUCCCGCAGCGACCGGGUCCCGCGGGUCCUCCACUGCAGCCACACCUUCUGCGCCCCCUGCCUGGAGAAAAUGUCCAAACUGGAUGGGGGCAUCCGCUGCGUCUCCUGCCCUCUGUGCCGCUGGAUUACCUGCACCCCGGUCAGCCUGACCCUGUCCGGGGCCCUGUGGGUCAACACGGAGAUCUGGGACCAUAUUCCAGAGGAGCAGCAGUGGGGGAAGCAAGACGCUGUGGAGGAUUUAAACAUCACAAAGACCCAGCUCAUUAAGACAACACUCCCUGAUUCAAGACGCUCUGGUUUCAUGUCUAAACUCCAAAAAAUGUUCAGCUGUGGGCUGCUGCAAGGAAGAGAGAUGGACGCCUGCUGACAGUUUAACAGCAGAGGAGAUGGAGACGUUUAACUUGACCGACCAAUGUGCGUCUACAGCGCAGGACGCCAUGCAGUUUGCAGGACCACAGCUAACUUGCUAACAGACAGAACUCUCAGGCGGCCUGCGCCUCGGCCCCUGCUUGACACUCGCGAGGAGCCAUGGACCUGAAGAGCUUUGUGUGAGGUUUUGUUUAUUCACUUUUAGGUGAUAUAUUUUUUUUUUUUAAGGAAAAGAUUGAAAACAAUCAUCUCAAGGCUCUUUAUCAUAAUUGAUGAGAGCCUCAUGCUGAACUCUGAAGUGGUUUUAAAACUGGAAGGUUUGAUCUGUGAAUUUGUUAAGUUUAAGAGUAAUUGUGAAAUAUCAACAAAUCAAUAUUCAAUCAAUCCUGGUUUGUUUCCCAAAGCUGACUUGUAUAACCAGCUAGAGUGUGUUUUAAGUGUGAAGAGCUUAUUCUGAUUCAAAGGAUAUUUAUAGUAUGAGGGAUGAACCGAUACGGUAUCUCAUACCGUUGUUGAAUUAAUAAUAAACUGUAUACCUUCCACCUUCUACCUUCCUUCCACCAUGUGGAAGAGACUAAAGGCACCAGACAUUCCUAACUAAACAUCACUUUCCUAACU
Molecule: messenger RNA, 1344 nt
Organism: Perca fluviatilis (European perch)
Lineage: Eukaryota; Metazoa; Chordata; Actinopteri; Perciformes; Percidae
Product: RING finger protein 224-like
Exons: 3
Coding region: 311-724 (137 amino acids)
Biological process (GO): protein ubiquitination
Molecular function (GO): ubiquitin protein ligase activity
Source: RefSeq, a predicted model, not a curated record